Molecule: messenger RNA, 1221 nt
Organism: Phytophthora sojae
Lineage: Eukaryota; Oomycota; Peronosporomycetes; Peronosporales; Peronosporaceae
Exons: 1
Coding region: 1-1221 (406 amino acids)
Biological process (GO): ribosomal large subunit assembly
Cellular component (GO): nucleolus
Molecular function (GO): protein binding
Source: RefSeq, a predicted model, not a curated record
AUGACUCCACGGCUGACUUCGCGCUCGCGUCGACCAUCGCUGCACCGGGCUACGCAAUCACCGCGUUCAGGCGUCGGCGGUAUUGAAGAUUACAACAACUCGAGCAGCGAGUGGUCAUCAGCUUCAGCGCCGUUCGUCUCGCUCCAUCCAGAGCAUCUCGUGGGGCACGUCGCGAGUGUUUGUGCCCUUAUAGCGCACGACGAUCGCUUCAUAGUGUCGUGCUCCGUGGACGGAUCGGUCAAAGUGUGGUCGCAAGCCACGUUCGAGUGCCUUCACACCAUCUACGGACACCGCGACGCUGUGUCCUGCAUUGACUUGAGCGCUCGUUGGCUGGUUUCAGGGUCGCACGACAACACUCUGCGCCUGUACGAGUGCACGACUAGCGCCUUCAGCCUUCUCUAUAUCCUCAUGGGCCAUUCAGGUCACGUAACUCAAGUUCGAUUGCCGUCAGCUCUUCCUUGCCACAUCAUCAGCUGCUCCGACGACUACACGCUGCGUCUGUGGAAUGCUGAGCUCGGGCAGUGUGUCUGCGAACUCCGCGCCCACCACUCGCGGGUAACUUGCUUCGAAGUCCAGCCCGAUCAUCUCUGUUCAGGGGCAGCGGACGGCUCCGUUUGCUUUUGGGAUCUCAGCUCUGACAUCUCCAAUCCUGAGCAUUCGCCGGACCAGCGCGUGGCGUGUGCCAGGAUAUAUUACGCCCACAAGACCACAGUGCAGUGCAUCAUUGACCUGGGCAACAGCAGAGACACCGCCAGUGUUUCCUCCAGCCGAACAAAUGCGGAGCUGUCUUCGGUGGUAGUCACUGGAUCAAAUGAUGGCACUAUCCAGCUCUUCAGCUCGAAAACCUUCGCACACCUGGGUCGACUUGACAAUGUCGGCUCCCCGGUGUACGCUGCAGCAGCGCUCUCAAAUGGCCGGCUGCUCUGCUCCACCAAGGACGGCCGACUGCUUUUGUAUAGCAAUUUGCACCGUCCAACUGCCAGGAAAGCUCCGGCCGUGUUACAAUUAGCCACCAAGUGGAUUUCCUCACUCCAAGUUUGUGGAGAUUUAGUGGCCUGCAGCUCGGAGGAAGUUCUGUACGUUGUCGACACGUCUCGGAUGUGCAUGGUGCUGGUCUUCGAAACCCAGCACAGCUUCAUCACGUGCACUCGCUGGAUCCACACAGGCGCGUUAAUCACAGCUGGGCAGGACAACGUCAUCAAACUAUGGACCAUCGCCUGA